Molecule: messenger RNA, 3805 nt
Organism: Nothobranchius furzeri (turquoise killifish)
Lineage: Eukaryota; Metazoa; Chordata; Actinopteri; Cyprinodontiformes; Nothobranchiidae
Product: caspase recruitment domain-containing protein 11
Biological process (GO): regulation of apoptotic process
Cellular component (GO): cytoplasm
Molecular function (GO): CARD domain binding
Source: RefSeq, a predicted model, not a curated record
GUGACGUCACCACCCCUGAAAGUGGGCCUGAGAUGGUUAAAUUUUGCACCACAGUUUGGCUGCAGGCUUUUUUUUUAACUGGAAAGCGCUGAAGAUGUGCGCCGAGCUGUGCGUAAAAGAGGAGCCGCAGGCGCACACGGUCUGUAAACACGCCUCAGUUUCACACGUGACUCUGGUUUGGACCUGAGCGGGACGUAAAGAUCUGGAUUAAAGGUCUCACAUCCACAGGAGCCAGACAUGAGCGGUGAUACAGAUUGGGUGGAGGUUUACAUGGUUAAGAAGCAGGACGAUGGGGAGGAGGUGCAGACCUCCUCCCCUUUGUGGUCAGAGGAGCGCUGCGAAGAGCUGUGGGAUCGCGUGGAGGAAGUGCGACACAAGCUGACACGGAUCCUGAACCCAGCCAAGCUAACGCCAUAUCUUCGACAAUGCAAGGUCAUCGAUGAGCAGGAUGAGGACGAGGUGCUCAACUCCACGCAGUACCCGCUACGUAUCAGCAAGGCUGGUCGUCUGUUGGACAUUCUCCAUGCUCAGGGCCAGAGGGGUCUUCAGGCCUUCAUGGAGUCCCUGGAGUUUUACCAUCCUGAGCAGUACACACAGCUAACGGGGAAACAGCCAACGCAGAGAUGCUCCCUCAUACUGGACGAGGAAGGUCCAGAGGGUUUGACCCAGUUUCUGCUGCUGGAGGUGCGUAAACUGAGGGAGCAGCUCAGAAACAGCCACCUGUGUGAGCGCCGGCUGUCUCAGCGCUGCCGGAUGGCCGAGGAGGAGCGGAGCAGAGCGGAACGUAAAGCUCAGGAAUUACGCCACGACAAGCUGCUGCUUGAAAGGCUGCGUCAGGACUGCGAGUCAUCCAGUCGGGAGCUGGGUAAGCUGAAAGACCGACUCCUGGAGCAGGCUGUGAAGUACUCUAGUGCCCUGGAGGAGCAGGGCAGAGCCAGCAUCCGAGAGAAGGAACUGCUGAGACAGGUGGAGGAGCUUAAGACCAGGCUGACAGAGGCAGAUAAAAAACAGAGUGACACUACUAAGAUUUACAAAUCAAACAGUCUGCGCUCCAAAGCAGUAAACGGCUCCCCUCCUGCUGUGAUGGAGGAAUUGCUGCAGCGUGCCGAGGUUCAGAAAGCUGAGAGUCCAAAAACUCCGACCAACAGCUCUGAUCCCUCCACCGGAGUGAUUGCCUUGAUGGACAUCCUGCAGCAGGACCGCAGAGAGGCUGCCGAACAGAGACAGGAACUCUGUGACAUCAUCGCCAAACUCCAGGGAGAGCUUCAGUGUGCCGAGGAGCACAGAGAUAAGUUGGAGUUGCAGUGCGAGCAGCUCCAGCUUAAGGUCAGCACUCUCCAGCUGGACUGGGACACAGAGCAGAAGAGGAGCGUGUCCUACUUCAACCAGAUCAUGGAGCUGGAGAAGGAGAGAGACCAGGCUCUGCGUAGCCGAGACAGCCUGCAGCUGGAGUACACCGACUGUCUGCAGGAUAAGAACCGACUGCGUAAACGCAUCGCAGAGCUGCAGGCCAAUCUGGAGCAACAGCAAAAGGAGCUGGAAAAAGAGCGAGAGAGGAGCCGCGAGCAACUGAGGCAGAGCUCUGGCUUGCACUGCUCCCACCUGUCUCUGUGCAGCGAGGACCAGUGCUUAGGGCCCUGCUGCUCUCUUGACCUAGAUCUCAGCCCUCAGUUCAACAGCGCCCAUCUGAUGCUGAAUAAGAUGCCCUCUACAGGCAGAAGGAGUGAAAACUCAGAGAGUUCCAGCUCCACCUCAGAGGAGAACCUCCCGGUGUCGGCAAAAGACAGCGAGAAGGAAAUAAAUCGCCUCUCCACGUUCCCCUUUCCUCCGUGUAUGAACUCCAUCAACCGGCGCUGUAACACCGAGUUUGACACGGACCACUGGGGCAGCGAUGAGAAUGAAAACAUUUUAGGUAAGCAAAGUGAACCUUCUCUGUGGGAUUCCUGGACCUCCUUACACUCCCACCUCUUCCCCCCCGACCUGGUCAACGCACCCACAACUUCUUCCAGCCAACCCACUCCCAUUUCCAGGAAGCCACCCUCUUCCAGCUCAACAUCUUCCAGCCCCCCAACCUCACCUAAACACAGCAGAUCCAGUCUGGCCGAUGACAUCACCAUCGUUGGAGGGAACCGGACGGGGAUCUUUGUCAGCCAUGUUAAAGCUGGCUCUGUGGCUGAACACUGUGGGCUAAAGGAGGGCAGCGAGCUGUUGGAGUUGGAGCGGAUUCUGUUUGGUGGAGGAAGUGUGAGUCUAAAUCAGUGCACCGCUGAGGUGGCCCACUUUACUCUGCAGUGGUGGACCGAGCCUUCGUCCCUCAAACACCAGAGUAACCCAGAGGCAUAUUCUAAACUGUGCUCGGAGCUGUCGUCCCGCGCAUUUUCGGGUCCUGACUCUUUUUAUGCGCGUGUCAACCUCAACAUGGAGCCUCAUGGCGACCCACCGUCUCUGGCUGUUUCCUGUGACAACAUCGUACACGUCACAGAUACAAGGCACAAUGGGAAGUAUCACUGGCACUGCUCUCUGGUAGACCCGCUCACAGCCAAGCAUCUGCAGACAGGAACCAUGCCCAACUACAACAGGGCACAGCAGUUGUUGCUCGUAAGGUUACAGAAAAUGUCACUGGCCCAAAAGGACUUGAAAAGGAGGAUGUUUUUAAAGAAGCCCUCUAGCCGUAUUCGCCUGGUGAAAGCUGUGGAUCCCAGCUGUCGCGGUGGUGUUGGUUCAUCUCAGCACGUUCUUUACACUCUCAACAAACGCAAUGAGGAUCAUUUAAUCCCGUACAGUUUGGUGCAACCAGUGCAAGUUCAGACGAAGCGACCGGUCAUCUUCUCCCCAUCUCUUCUGUCUCGAGGUCUGAUUGAGAGGCUGCUGCAGCCAGCGGAGUCUGCUUUGAUGUUCAGCACUUGCCCAGCUGAGCCUGUUCCAGCGUCAGAGAGACAAGAUAAGAAGAUCUUUUUCUUGGAUUCCUGCAGUCCAGAGCAGGCUUACGGCAUUCGGCUAGAGUCGAUACAGGAUGUCAUCACUCAGGACAGGCAUUGUUUGCUCGAGCUGGGGCUACACAGCGUUGAGAGCUUACUGAGGCGGGGGAUUUACCCCAUCGUCAUCCACAUUCGCUCUAAACACAAAAAGCACAAGAAGCUAAGGAAGCUUUUUCCAAGUUGGGGAGAAGACAAGCUAAUGGAAGAGAUGUGUCAUGCCGAAGAGCUGCAGCUGGAAACCCUGCCCAUGCUUUACUACAGGUUGGAACCCAACACCUGGAGCAGCACGGAGGAGCUGCUGGAAGUCCUGUGCAAUACAAUCCAGAGCCAGCAGAGGGCAGUAGCCUGGGUUGAACUCGAUAGGCUUUAGAUGACAGGGCUGUGUGCACCCUAACGUCAAACUUUACUCUCCACAGAUAUGUUUAUUAUAAACAUAUAUAAACAGUUUAUAUAUGUGUGUAUGUAUCAAUUUGUGACUGUCUGCUACAACAGAGAGAGUAAAUAAUAAACAUAGAGACCUGAGCCACAUAGCAAAGGUAGAGGGAGACCUUCAGGAAACUCCUAGGAGCAUUUUACCACGUUAUUGUCGGAGUACUUUGAUUGAUACACUGUAUUUUUCAAAUGUAAUAUUUUAUCAAACUACUGUGACUUUUUUAUCAAGACUUUUUAAAAAUUGUACAUUUCUUUGAAGUUUUUAAAACCCUACCUUUGUUGUAACCCACUUCAAUAAACUGACUUAAACUAGGAUGGAAAGCAAAUGUUUACUUUAAUAUUUUUGCAUGAACGUUUCAUUUCAAAGAAUAAAAGUGACAUUUAGGCAAAACCUC